Messenger RNA from Didymodactylos carnosus, 501 nucleotides. The record is from the annotation of a GenBank genome assembly. NCBI's taxonomy places the organism in Eukaryota, Metazoa, Rotifera, Eurotatoria, Philodinida, Philodinidae.
AUGGUGUACAUAUUAAUAAUAAAGAUUUUGAUUUUGAUUACUGGUUUUGUUCAAAAUAUUGCUGGUGCUAAUGAUACUUCCUGUAUUCAACAUGUUUAUGGUGUUUAUUAUGGUACAUUUGUAAUUGAAAAUAAUUUAAAAUAUACUUCUAUUGGAUCAUUGGGUAGAUUAGGUGAAUAUACAUCAAUAAAUUCAAUUGAUUUCGGUACAUUAGUUAAUAAAAAUGCAAAAGCUGAUGCUGUUGGUAGUACUAAUAUCGGUACCUAUGUUUGUGGUGGUUUCGGAGAACGAUCUAUUACAGCAACAACAUUUAAAUAUAAUUUUUAUCCAAAUAAAACAUUGGUAAUUAAAAUAGUAACAAAACUACAAUUUGAUAAAACUUAUCGUAAUUAUAGUGGUAAUGAUAUUUUAUACAAUUAUAAUGCAAAUUCAGAUUUAUUAAAAUCGAGACCCUUAAAAACACGUGGCCCAUUUAAAGCACAUGGAUAUCGUUUAAGUUAA